CCUCCGCCCCUCCGCCAAGCCGGUCCGGCCGCCGCGAGCAUGCACCCGACGAGCUAGGAGGAAGCCGGAGCCCCGCGGGAAGGACCGAGCGCCGCCCGCCCGCCCGCCCGGCCGCCCGGGCCCCUCCCCUGCGGGGCGCCCCCAGCCCCACACCCCCCCACCUUCCUGGGGGCGGGGGGGUGCGGGCCGCCGAGCAGCCGGGACAGCCCCGCUCCCCGCCCCCGGCCCCCUCCCCGGCACGGCCCGGCCGGCCAUGGAUGUGACCAGCAGCUCGGGCGGCGGCGGCGAGCCUCGGCAGAUCGAGGAGACCAAGCCGCUGCUGGGGGGCGACGCGCCGGCCCCCGAGGGCACGAAGAUGGGCGCCGUGCCCUGCCGCCGGGCCCUCCUGCUGUGCAACGGGAUGAGGUACAAACUGCUGCAGGAGGGCGACAUCCAGGUCUGUGUCAUCCGGCACCCGCGGACCUUUCUCAGCAAGAUCCUCACCUCGAAAUUCCUGAGGCGCUGGGAGCCGCACCACCUAACGCUGGCCGACAGCAGCCUGGCGUCCGCCACGCCAACUGGGUACAUGGAAAACUCGGUCUCCUACAGCGCCAUUGAAGACGUUCAGCUGCUGUCCUGGGAGAACGCCCCGAAGUACUGUUUACAGCUCACAAUUCCUGGGGGAACCGUCCUGCUGCAGGCUGCCAACAGCUACCUGCGAGACCAGUGGUUCCAUUCUCUGCAGUGGAAGAAAAAGAUUUACAAAUACAAGAAAGUCCUGAGUAACCCCAGCCGUUGGGAAGUGGUCUUGAAGGAGAUCCGAACUCUGGUGGACAUGGCCCUGACGUCCCCCCUGCAGGAUGACUCCAUCAACCAAGCCCCGCUGGAAAUCGUCUCGAAACUGCUCUCGGAGAACACAAACUUGACUACCCAGGAGCAUGAAAACAUCAUCGUGGCAAUCGCUCCUUUGCUGGAAAACAACCAUCCACCACCAGAUCUCUGUGAAUUCUUUUGCAAGCACUGCAGAGAGCGGCCCCGGUCCAUGGUGGUCAUCGAAGUGUUCACCCCCGUGGUCCAGAGAAUCCUCAAGCAUAACAUGGACUUUGGGAAGUGCCCGCGACUGAGGCUGUUUACUCAGGAGUACAUCCUUGCCUUGAACGAGCUCAACGCGGGGAUGGAGGUGGUGAAGAAGUUCAUUCAGAGCAUGCAUGGCCCCACGGGGCACUGCCCCCACCCCCGCGUCCUGCCCAACCUGGUGGCCGUGUGCCUGGCAGCCAUCUACUCCUGCUAUGAAGAGUUCAUCAACAGCCGCGACAAUUCCCCCAGCCUGAAGGAGAUCCGGAACGGCUGCCAGCAGCCCUGCGACCGGAAGCCCACCUUACCUCUGCGCCUUCUGCACCCCAGCCCGGACCUGGUGUCUCAGGAAGCCACGCUGUCCGAGGCGCGGCUCAAGUCGGUGGUCGUGGCCUCUAGCGAGAUCCACGUGGAGGUGGAGCCCGCCAGCACUGCCAAGCCGGCGCUGACGGCCAGCGCGGGCAACGACAGCGAGCCCAACCUCAUCGACUGCCUCAUGGUCAGCCCCGCCUGCAGCACCAUGAGCAUCGAGCUGGGCCCCCAGGCCGACCGCACGCUCGGCUGCUACGUGGAGAUCCUCAAGCUGCUGUCAGACUACGAUGACUGGAGACCGUCUCUGGCCAGCUUGCUUCAACCCAUUCCAUUCCCCAAAGAAGCUCUGGCACACGAGAAGUUCACCAAGGAACUGAAGUACGUGAUCCAGAGGUUCGCCGAAGACCCACGACAAGAGGUCCACUCAUGCCUGCUGAGUGUGCGAGCUGGCAAGGACGGCUGGUUUCAGCUCUACAGCCCCGGAGGGGUGGCCUGCGACGAUGACGGGGAGCUGUUUGCCAGCAUGGUGCACAUCCUCAUGGGCUCCUGUUACAAGACCAAAAAAUUCCUGCUCUCCCUGGCGGAAAACAAGCUGGGACCCUGCAUGCUCCUGGCGCUGAGGGGGAACCAGACCAUGGUGGAGAUCCUGUGCCUGAUGCUGGAGUACAACAUCAUCGACAACAACGACACGCAGCUGCAGAUCAUCUCGACCCUGGAGAGCACGGGCGUGGGCAAGCGCAUGUACGAGCAGCUGUGCGACCGGCAGCGGGAGCUGAAGGAGCUGCAAAGGAAAGGCGGACCCACCCGGCUAACACUGCCCUCCAAGUCCACAGACGCCGACUUGGCUCGUUUGCUGAGCUCUGGCUCCUUCGGAAACCUGGAGAACCUCAGUCUGGCCUUCACCAACGUAACCAGUGCCUGCGCUGAGCACCUCAUCAAACUGCCUUCCCUCAAGCAGCUAAACCUGUGGUCCACUCAGUUUGGAGACGCCGGCCUGCGGCUCCUGUCGGAACACCUCACGAUGCUCCAGGUGCUGAACCUGUGCGAGACGCCCGUCACCGACGCCGGCCUGCUGGCCCUCAGCUCCAUGAAGAGUCUCUGCAGCUUAAAUAUGAACAGCACCAAGCUCUCAGCGGACACCUACGAAGACCUGAAGGCCAAGCUUCCCAACCUGAAGGAGGUGGACGUCCGCUACACGGAAGCCUGGUGAAGCUUCUGCUCGUCAGGAAGGAGUUUGCAACCGCAACACACAACUCUUGACUAAUAGCUGUAGAGCAGCGGGUCUCGGGGCCCCACCCGCGUCCUGGCUGUGAGAUAGAUGGGGGAGUCUUUCUGGGGGCAGAGGGCGAGGGGGG
This is a messenger RNA of Hippopotamus amphibius kiboko, 2720 nucleotides long. It is a transcript of the gene CMIP, whose product is annotated as c-Maf inducing protein. NCBI's taxonomy places the organism in Eukaryota, Metazoa, Chordata, Mammalia, Artiodactyla, Hippopotamidae. Bases 254 to 2575 code for a protein of 773 amino acids. The transcript is spliced from 21 exons. The record is from RefSeq and is a predicted model, not a curated record. Gene Ontology annotation, cellular component: cytosol; nucleoplasm.